Molecule: messenger RNA, 1789 nt
Organism: Musa acuminata AAA Group (dessert banana)
Lineage: Eukaryota; Viridiplantae; Streptophyta; Magnoliopsida; Zingiberales; Musaceae
Product: E3 ubiquitin-protein ligase ATL4-like
Exons: 1
Coding region: 141-1214 (357 amino acids)
Biological process (GO): protein ubiquitination
Source: RefSeq, a predicted model, not a curated record
UGAGGAGGAGGGGGGACGACAAGCAACGUAAGCCAAAGUAGCAAACACAAAGCAAAGCUAAAGAGAGAAAGAAGCGGCUGCUUCCCGUACAAUUCACGCAUAUCUUCCAAAGCCCAAGAGGCUAUCUCCCCACUUUCGCCAUGGACUACGGCCCCUCUUUGCCUUCUCCGUCACCGCCACUGCUUCUCCAACCCUUUCCAUUGGCGGUGGAGCCCAACCACCUCCCAUCUGACACUUCCUCCUCCUCCUCCUCCCUAUCCUUCAGCCCGAGCCUCCUCAUCAUCGCCGCCAUCCUCGCCUGCGUCUGCGUCGCCUCCGUGUCUAUCCACCUCAUCCUCCGACUCCUCUUCUCCUCCCGCCGCUCCUCCUCUUCAUCCUCCUCCGUCGCUGCGGCGUCGCUCCUCGUCAGCUCACGCUCUGCCUCCGCCUCUGUCACGUCCACCGCUGACCCGAGCUCCGAUCCAGUGAAGUCGGCGCUGAUCGACUCCCUCCCCAUCUUCAAUCUCUCCUCCUCCCUCGCCGCCCUCCCCAAAUCCUCGCCGGACUGCGCCGUAUGCCUCCGGCCCUUCGGCCCCGAUGAGGACCUACGCCUGCUUCCCGCCUGCCGCCACGCCUUCCAUUCCGGCUGCGUCGAGCCCUGGAUCCGGAAAUCCCCUUCAUGCCCUCUCUGCCGCGCACCAGUCACCCUCCCGCCGCCGCCUCUACCCUCGGUUGCGUCGCACACGCCCUGCGAGGACCCCCCCAUGUCCCGAAGCUUUGACGUCGAGAUCGGCAGCGCUAGCAGUCGGGCCCCGGGAGACGUCUUAUCCCGGAGAAACCCGUCCCUUCCUACACCGCAGUCGUCGUCGUCGUCGCGCCACCAAACACACUCGAUCGGCUCGUCGUUCGACCACAUGAUGAACGAGGAAGAGGAGGACGUGGAGGCGGUAGUGCAUCGGAUACCUAGGCGACAGGACGCCGAUUCCGCUGCCUCAGGGCCCGUGGCGGCGGGGCCGUCAGGCGAAGGGUCGAGGGGGUGGCUGAUGGACUACGUGGACCGGCUCUCAUCGUCUUCGUUCCGGUUCUCCGGUCGUUGGAGCCACCUCUACGACGACGGCGGCGACCGGGAAUCCGCGGAACCGGAGGGAACCGCGAGGCGGGAGACGGAGGAGGAGGACGACGACGACGGCGGUGGCGGCCUGGCUGCUCUCUACAUGUGGGUAACAGGGGUAUAGUCGUCAAUUCGUUCCCUCCCUUUCGUCUAACCCCACUCGCCAGCGGCCACUUAAGCUUCCAUGGAAUGGUUUGGGUUUCCCCGUUAUCACAUCUACAGUGACGCCGUCGGCGCCGCCACUAACCAAAUGGACGGCUGAGAUCUGAGAGCCCGAGAUGUUCCGAAACUUGAGGAACAAGAUCGGACCAUCGUUCUUAUUCAUUUACUACUCUCUUUAUUUCUUCUGUUUCAUUUGGACAUGUUUCGUGGUUAUCGCAACGGAACGGAGUUUUGUGGAUCGAUUGGGAAUGUGAAGCAGUGCCGGUAUGGUACCAAAUCGGGGUUGAUUCCAUAGUCGGCGUGACCCGAGUCUCCGAGGAUCGCUGGUGAACAAUGACACCGAUGGAAUAGAGAAAUAUCAGAUUCGUCCAUGUCUAUUCUACCCUGUCAACUUCCUUCCAUUGAACCAACCCCACGGAGAGUUGGGAGAAGAAGAUAAUUGAGUUGGGGGUGUCAGUAGUCGAGAUGUAACUUGCAAGUUAAGGACGUAAGUAAGGGAGUCGUUGAAACGGAACAAGAAACAAGUUCUAUUUUCAA